AUGGGGCCAGGCUGUGCCAGUGUCCUGAGCUGGCUCCUGCUGGCACAGGUGGCCCUGCAGGUCACAGGUGGCCGUCCCUGUGAUGCCAAGGAUUUUGGGCACGGCUCGCUGGUCUGUGUCUGCAGUGCCAUGUACUGUGACACGCUGGACCCCCUGGUCCUGCCAGCCCCCGGCUCCUACAUCAAGUACGAGAGCAGCAAGGCCGGCAAGCGGCUGGAGAGGAGCGAGGGGAGCUUCCAGCACAACGCCAAGAGCCCAGAUUUCCACCUCACCCUGGACACGGCACAGAGGUACCAGAAGGUGAAGGGGUUUGGUGGCUCCAUCACUGAUGCGGCUGCUAUCAACAUCCAGUCCCUGUCCAAGGAUGCCCAGAAGCACCUGCUCCGCUCCUACUUCUCCGAGGAAGGCAUUGAGUACAACCUGGUGCGUGUGCCCAUGGCCAGCACUGACUUCUCCAUCCGCCUGUACACCUACGCCGACGCCGAGGGCGACUUCGAGCUGAGGCACUUCAACCUGACCGAGGAGGACACGCACAUGAAGAUCCCCAUCCUCCAAGCAGCCCAGGCAGUGGCCAAGCGGCCGCUGUCACUGUAUGCCAGCCCCUGGACCUCGCCGGUCUGGAUGAAGACGAAUGGAGCUAUGACAGGGAGGGGAACACUGAAGGGCAGCCCUGGGGACAAGUACCACCGGGCCUGGGCCAAGUACUUCAUCAGGUUCCUGGAUGAAUAUGCCAAGUACAACCUGACCUUCUGGGCGGUGACAGCAGGGAACGAGCCCACGGCUGGUGAGAUCGUCUUCUACCCCUUCCAGUGCCUGGGCUUCUCCCCCGAGCACCAGCGGGACUUCAUUGCCCAGGACUUGGGCCCGGCACUGGCCAACAGCUCCCACCGCCAUGUCCAGCUCAUCAUCCUGGAUGACCAGAGGGUGAUGCUGCCCUACUGGGCAGAGGUGGUUCUCAAGGACCCUGUGGCUGCCAGCUAUAUCAGUGGCAUCGGCAUCCACUGGUACCUGGAUUUUCUGGCGCCCAUCGACCUGACACUCUCCAUCACCCAUCACCUCUUCCCAGACUAUUUCCUCCUCUCCACGGAGGCCUCCACAGGCUCCUACUUCUGGGAGCCCAGGGUGGUGCUGGGUGGAUGGGACCGUGGGAGCAAGUACAGCCACAGCAUCCUGACGAACCUCAACAACUACGUGACAGGAUGGACCGACUGGAACCUGGCCCUGGACAUGGAGGGAGGCCCCAACUGGAGCAAGAACUACGUGGACAGCCCUGUCAUUGUGGACAGCAGCAAGGACGUCUUCUACAAGCAGCCCAUGUUCUACCACCUGGGCCACUUCAGCAAGUUCAUCCCUGAGGGCUCACAGCGUGUGGGACUGGCCGUCUCCAAGAAGUGCCGCCGCUGUGACCUGGAGCACUCGGCUUUCCUGCGCCCCGACGGCGCCAUCGUCCUGGUGGUCCUGAACCGUUCCCCCAUGGACGUGUCCUUUGGGAUCUCCGACCCACGCGUCGGUUUCUUCGAGGCCGUGGCUCCCAGUGACUCCAUCCAGACGUUCCUCUGGAAGCAGCCAGCCUAGCGUGGUCACAGCCAGCAGAGGAGCGAGG
Messenger RNA from Pseudopodoces humilis (Tibetan ground-tit), 1603 nucleotides. Its product is annotated as lysosomal acid glucosylceramidase-like. Lineage: Eukaryota; Metazoa; Chordata; Aves; Passeriformes; Paridae. Gene Ontology annotation, molecular function: glucosylceramidase activity. The record is from RefSeq and is a predicted model, not a curated record. Gene Ontology annotation, biological process: glucosylceramide catabolic process.